Messenger RNA from Nerophis lumbriciformis (worm pipefish), 2476 nucleotides. It is a transcript of the gene tmem135, whose product is annotated as transmembrane protein 135. The record is from RefSeq and is a predicted model, not a curated record. Lineage: Eukaryota; Metazoa; Chordata; Actinopteri; Syngnathiformes; Syngnathidae.
UGUCACUCUGUAGACUAGCAGACAGCCAUGGCUGCCCUCAGCAAGCUAACGCACAACUGCUAUGAAGUCGGCCACACAUGGAGCCCGUCGUGUAUGCAGUCCGCGGCGGACAUAUCCAGGGGGGCGCUGGAGGUCUCCUUCAAAAUUUACGCCCCUCUUUACGUGAUAGCAGCCAUUCUCAGAAGAAGGAAGAAGGAUUACUACCUAAAAAGGCUUCUACCUGAGAUCUUACAGUCUACCUCUUUCCUCACUGCCAAUGCAGCCCUCUACAUAUUCUUCUUCUGCAUUCUCAGGAAACUACUGGGAGGGUUUUAUUCAUGGUCCAUUGGGUUUGGCUCAGCACUGCCCGCCUCCUAUAUCGCAAUCCUCCUGGAGCGUAAGAGCAGGAGAGGACUCCUCACAAUAUACAUGACAAACCUUGCCACUGAGACUUUGUUCCGCAUGGCAGUGACACGAGGAAUAAUCCAACCUAUCAAACAUGGCGAGGUGCUUCUGUUCUGCAUUACAGCCUCCCUCUACAUGUUCCUCUUCAGGAGUAAAGAUGGUCUUAAAGGCUUUGCAUUCUCUGCAUUGAAGUUCAUCAUUGGCAAGGAAGAGAUUCCAUCUCACUCUGUUACGGCUGAGCCUGAUAGCAAAAGGCUUCGAGAGGAGCAAGCCGCUGCAGAGUCGGAUGCUUCACAUGUUUCAGCGAUGAUGCAGCGUGAUUCCGGGAGGAGCAAAUCUAUGUUGUCCUACACCAAGCAACUGCUGGAGUCAAUAUGUAAACGAGGUCCAAGGCACAGAUGUUGCAAACAUCACCAGGACAACUGCAUUUCCUACUGCAUUAAAGGUUUCGUGAGAAUGUUCAGCGUUGGCUACUUGAUUCAGUGUUGCCUUAAAGUGCCAUCAGCGUUCCGGCAAGUCUUCUCCAAACCGUCGCGACUUCCCUCCCUCUUCUACAACAAAGACAACUUCCAGCUUGGGGCCUUUUUGGGCUCUUUUGUCAGCAUCUACAAGGGAGUAAGCUGCUUGCUUCGUUGGUUGCGGGAUAUUGACAGUGAACUGCAUGCUCUGGUUGCUGGCUUCCUCGCUGGCUUAUCAAUGUUUUUCUACAAGAGCACGUCGAUAUCCAUGUAUCUCUUCUCUAAGCUGGUGGAGACCUUGUACUUCAAGGGCAUCGAGGCAGGCCACUUCCCGUACUAUCCACAUGCGGACACAGUCCUCUACGCCAUCUCCACCGCCAUCUGUUUUCAAGCUGCUGUGAUGGAGGUUCAGAACCUUCGGCCUACAUACUGGAAGUUCCUUUUGCGUCUCACUAAGGGCAGGUUUGCUGUGAUGAACCGACAGUUGCUGGAUGUUUUUGGCACUCAGGCCUCCAGGGACUUUCACGGUUUUGUGCCCAAACUAGACCCGCGCUAUGUCACAGCACCCAGCCAAAUGACACUUCCACCAAGCGGUGACGUCCCACUUCUAUGAUGUGGGAUGAAAUGAUGCUCUUCAGCUAAGCGAUAUUUUAUUUGGAGGUUAUCUUAAGCAGCUGUCCGAGAGGUGGCAAAAUAGAUGUAAUGCCUAUGACGGCCUUCUGCUACUCUGUGAGCAACAGAACAUCUGCAGUGAACUUCACGCAUUUGUCAGUUUUAGCCUUUUGUUUGUUUUCGCACUGUACUAAUUAUAUCACCAAAUUACUUUAUCUAGGUUGUUGCAUUCCAUCACAUCUUUUUUUCUCAGGUUCCCAACAGAAGUAUGUUUGGUUGUUUUGGAUGCUUGUUUUGACUGUGAGACUAAUAUUUGUGGUAAAGUUACAAUACUAUGUUUUAGAUAAUCUACUAUGCAGACAGCAUGUGUUUAACUGGGUGUUUAGCUGCCUGUUUUAACCAGCUAAUUAGUUUCAUUGUUAAGUUUAAAUUGCAUUUGAUAACAUGGAAACGAUUUAACUGCAGUCACAGAACUUGUAUUUGUAAAUUUUCUUAACAGCUGAACAGUGAGCAACAUCCAUCCAUCCAUCCAUUUUCUACCGCUUGUCCCCACAAUAUACAUUAAACAGUAAUAAGAGUAAUUCUGAUUCACAAGACUAAAACAAAAUGUUUUUUUUAAAUAUUUUUUCUGUUAACAGUAAGAUCAAGCACAAAGUGCAAUAUGUUGUCUCAAAUGUUUACCAUAUAUUCCUGUUUUGUUUUUUCCUCAGUUAACAGCUUUUGCCAAAACAAAAAUCAUCUAUUUUGCGUGACUUUCCUAACACAACAGUUGUAUUUGCUCUUCAGUGGACCAUAAUUAUUUGUGUAUCAAUAGGCAGUAAAAGGUUCAGAUUUGAUUUCUGAGCAUUUUGCAUUCAGUACUCAAAUACACACAUGACCUCUGUUAGAGAAUUCACUUUACACAGAGAUGUUAUAAAACAUAUGUAUACAGUACAGAAAGUUAACACAAUUGAUGUUGCGUAUUACACCGAUGCGAUUGCCUAAAACGUUUUUAUGUUGAAAUAAAAUGUUUUUGGAUUUAA